AUGUCUACCAAAACCAAGACUUCUGACGCUUCAAAGCUCACUUACAAGGACAUGAUCAAGACUGCCAUUGUCACCCUUAAGGAAAGAAAUGGUUCUUCCCGUCAAGCUUUAAAGAAAUACGUUCAAUCCAACUAUGACAUUAAAGCUGCAAACUUCGACUCUCUCUUCAACACUGCCUUAAGAAAGGGUGUUGAAGUCGGUGAUUUCUUGCAACCAAAGGGUCCAUCUGGUCCAGUUAAGGUUGCCAAGAAGGAAAAGGCUGCUCCAAAGGUCGCUAAGGUCACCAAGCCAAAGGUUGCAAAGCCAAAGGCUGCCAAGGUCACCAAGCCAAAGGUCGCUAAGGCUCCUAAGAAGGAAGCUACCAAGAAGACUACUACCAAGAAGGCUGCUCCAAAGAAGGACGCCAAGAAGGCCGCCCCAAAGAAGGAAACUAAGAAGGCUGCCCCAAAGAAGGUGACCAAGAAGACUGAAAAGAAGGCAAAGAAAUAA
Dujonia railenensis is the source of this 489-nucleotide messenger RNA. NCBI's taxonomy places the organism in Eukaryota, Fungi, Ascomycota, Pichiomycetes, Serinales, Debaryomycetaceae. The record is from the annotation of a GenBank genome assembly.